Molecule: messenger RNA, 546 nt
Organism: Siniperca chuatsi (mandarin fish)
Lineage: Eukaryota; Metazoa; Chordata; Actinopteri; Centrarchiformes; Sinipercidae
Exons: 5
Coding region: 10-522 (170 amino acids)
Source: RefSeq, a predicted model, not a curated record
UUUCACACAAUGACGCCAACUUUUCCUCCACAAACUCCGUCAGAAACGCUGUUUGCUCUCCGUCAAACAGCCGCUCUGACCGGCGCUGCUGCAGUUAGCAUGCUAGCUGCUAGCUUCUUCUUCUUCUGUGUAAUUCGCGGUAGCCUUCAGAUGAAGCUGAACGUGUGUGCGGUGUUUCUGCUGCUGCUCUGCUGCAUCUGUCUGCAGAGAGUCGACUGCAGUCUGCCCAACGUCACGCCUGGAACACCUCCGCUGCAGGUUGCAGUGAAGUCAAACAUCGUCACGUCUCCGAAGAGGAACGGACUCAGUCGACUUCCUGGACUCUGCAGACGCCUGAAGAGACGCAGAGUCACCAUCAUGUGUAACCUGGAGAAGUUCUGCUGGCGGGGGCGGAGUCAGAAGAUUCAGUCUGGCCAGGUGUGUCGCUGUCCGCGGGGAUCCAGACAAACGUCAAAGUGUCCAGAUGAAGCUGCUCCUCUUGAUGGCGAAGGGGGACAAAAGGGGGCAAUAUUGAAGAAAUAAAACCUUUUGCUCAGACAAACUGAA